Sclerotinia sclerotiorum 1980 UF-70 is the source of this 189-nucleotide messenger RNA. RefSeq lists its product with no specific name. The record is from RefSeq and is a predicted model, not a curated record. The transcript is spliced from 2 exons. NCBI's taxonomy places the organism in Eukaryota, Fungi, Ascomycota, Leotiomycetes, Helotiales, Sclerotiniaceae. Bases 1 to 189 code for a protein of 62 amino acids.
AUGGAUGGAUCGAUUGCUUUAGAUCUAAUGGUGUGGAUGGCGUUUCUAUUUUAUGGAUGGACUGGUGCUGGAUGCAUCGAAAAUUCGGGGUUGGUAUACGCGAUUGCAUGGGCUGUCAGCGAGUAUAUUAUUUAUAGGAAAUAUGGAGAGAUGGAAUGGGUGGUGGGUGGAAAGAGAGAUGGAAGAUGA